This is a messenger RNA of Zonotrichia albicollis (white-throated sparrow), 4537 nucleotides long. The record is from RefSeq and is a predicted model, not a curated record. Lineage: Eukaryota; Metazoa; Chordata; Aves; Passeriformes; Passerellidae.
UGCUCGUGCUGUACUUUGGGAAGCAGUGCAGUAUAAAAGUCUUCAGUCUGCUCAGAGCUAGAUAUUUUGGUUGAUCUUCAGCUUGCAGUGUAUAAACCCAUUCCUCUCUGUUUUUUCUUUUUAUUCUUCCACUUUUCCUUUUCCUCCCUUCCUUCUCCUCAAGGACAUAGACUGGCAAUAUUUUUCACAACUGGGUGAAGCUAGAAAUCCGAGCAGAUGCCUGUGCCACCACCGCCGCCACCUCCUCCUCCACCACCUCCACCGCCACCUUCGGGAGGGCCCCCUCCACCACCGCCACCUUCGGGAGGGCCCCCUCCACCACCACCACCACUGGCAAGCUCAGAGAUACCAAAAUUGCGAAAGGACGAGCAAAAAGCACGAAACGCGCUCUUGGCCGAUAUCCAGCAGGGAACUCGCCUAAGGAAAGUGACCCAAAUCAACGACCGCAGUGCGCCACAGAUUGAAAAACCCAAAGGAGCUAACAGAGAUGGAGGUAACCCAGCUGUUAAUAAAGGUGGCUCUCAGCAGCCUCUGGGAGGUUUAUUUGCUGGUGGCUUUCCUGUUCUCAGACCAGCAGGCCAGAGGGACAUGACAGCAGGGAAGCUCUCCGGAGGCCGAGCAGCAUCGCCCAGACCCUCUGCACCGCUGAGCAGCGGCGCUGCCAAGGCGAGCAGCGCCCCAGACGUGCCCCCUCCACUGCCCCCCAAGUCUCCCCACCUGCUGUCACAGUUCCAUAAGCCGAGCAACAUCCAGUCGCUGCCGCUGCCACCCACGCCCAGCCCCCCUCAGCCCGCAGCCGUGGGGGAGAUCAGGAAGAAGAGACCCGGCCGAGGCGCAGGAACCGGUGCUGGGAAGCUGGUCACACCUCCACAGCCACCUGCAAGAUCCCCAACAACUGAACUUACAAGCAAGUCUGGAGUCUCAGCCUGGGCUACAGCUCAUGACCCCUACACACCACUUAAAAAUGGAAAUAUGCACAUCAUUGAUGACUUUGAAUCAAAAUUUACUUUCCAUUCUGUGGAAGAUUUCCCCCCACCUGAUGAAUUCAAACCAUUUCAGAAAACAUAUCCCAGCAAGAUACCCAGAGAUCCCUCUAAAAAUCCUCCAUUAAGAACACACGUGAGAUGAGAAGAGUCUUCUGAUGUUCUCUGGACUAGUAUUAAAAAAGAAGAUCAAGAUAAUAUAUAAGACAGAAGGGGUCCCUGUUGCAGUGAUGUAUUGUACUUGAGUCACAAGUACUGCAAUAUUAACAUUUCUAUAAACUGUAAAACAAUAUAAAUUAUACCUUUUGAACUGGCCUACAUACUACAGGAAUGUUAGUACAGGCUUUUAAAUUACUGUAUAUAGGUGAAUAUUUUUAAGCAAAGCAGCAUAAAAUUUAAAUUCUUUGUAGUGUUGAAACAAUUGUCAUUCUUAUUGUGCUGACAGUGUUACCUCAGAAUGUUUUGUGCUACAUGCCUGUAGUUCUUUUUUCCUCUUCCAUCAUAAUUUUUGGAAAUUCUCCAGUUAUUCUUUAGACAUUUUUUUCAAUGAACUGUUAAACUAAUAUGCUAUCUUUAGUCUGUUUUUAUGUUUCCUCACUUCUUUCAUUCUGCCUGGCCUCAGAUUGCAGCAGGAUGUCACUUUCAUGAAGGGAUGGGCCCACAACCCUUUUCUCAUGAAGCAUGAAGAGGAGAUGCCAAGGAGCUGUGGCUGCUAAUGAGCCUACCUCCUAAUGAUUACGUAUCCUUAUAGGAUAGUGUCUGAAGAAGCCCAGCUGGGUAGGGUGGUCAUGGACUUGACAAAGAUGACAGAACCUUUCCAAAGUAGAGGAAAAGGAAGUUGCUCUAUUGUAAGCAAGAAAUGGAAAUGGUGUGUGUGAAUACACGUGCUGUGAUGAGUGUAUGUAAGGGCACAUGUCCUGUCUUUUCCUGCUGGCAAAGUGGGGAUUUACCUUUUCUGUGAUAGACUGCCUUUACCCAGCAAUUCCAAAGCCUUUGGAUGAGGGGUCCAAAACCUACAUUUUAGAGCUACUACUGUUCACAGUGAAGGUUCAUUGUCUGAAACACACCACGUGGAACACUCAGCCCCCAAAGUGGUUCUCGUCUCAAAUAGAGUUGGUUGGGAAAAGUAACAGUCUAGCAGCAGACAAGACUGGAACUACUGCUUUUAAUAUUCAGACCUUGGCUAAGGUGUUUGGAUCACAGAUGUUCAAAUCUGGUCCUAAGAUGUCUGUUUCUAGCAUUUAUUACCCUUAUUCUUGUGCCUUGGGAGGAGUGGUGCCAGGGAGGUGUCAGGGAAGUAAUUCUUCCCCUCUGCUCAGCACUAGUGAGGCCACACCUGGUGUGUGGCCACAUGUGCUGUGUCCGAAUUCUGGGCUCCCCAGUGCAAAGAAGACAUGGCCAUGCUGAAGAGAGAGUCCUACAAAGAUGAUGAAGGGGCUGGAGCAUCUCUCCUAUGAGGAAAGGCUGAGAGAGCUGCGACUGAUCAACCUAGAAAAGAGAAGGCUCAGAGGGGAUGUCUCCAAUGAAUAUAAGUAUUUGAAGGGAGGGUAUAGAGAUGGAGCCAGGCUCUUUUCUCUGAUGUCCAGUGACAGAACCAGAGGAAAUGGGCAGCUGCAACACAGGAGGUGCAGAACAUCAGACAGCACUUUUUGACUGUGCAAGUGAGUAAGCUUUGGUACAGGUUGCCCACAGACCUUGUAGAAUCUCACACCUUAAAGAUAAUCAAAAGCUAUCUGGACUUUGUCCUUGGCAGCUGGCAGUAGGAGACUGUUUGGCCAGGGGUGUUGGACCAGAUGACCUGUAGCCAUCCCUUUCAAUCCUAAGCACCCUUUGAUUCCCCUUUUUACAGCUUUUCUGGGUUCCUAGACCUGGGUUACAACAACCUAAGGCACCGCUGGGAGCAGAGUGGCUGGAAAUCUGCCUGACACUGAAGGACUGGGGUGUGCUGGCUGACAGUGGCUAAACAGGGGCCAGUGUGUGCUCAGGUAGUCAAGAAGGCCAACAACAUGCUGGCUUGAGGAGGUUCAGAGGGGCCCUCAUUGCUCUCUGUAACCCAAAAGGAUACUGUACCAAUGUAGGGGUCAGUCACUUCUCUCAAGUAAAAAGGUACUGGACAAGAAGAAAUGCCCUCAAUCUGUGCCAGGGGAGGUUUAGAUUUGAUAUUUGGAAAAACAUCUUCGCCAGGAAGGUGGUCAGGCAUUGGAGGCUUCUCAGGGAAGUGGUGGAAGUCACCAUUUAAUACCUACAGGUAUUUAAAAUACUUGUAGAUAUGGCACUCAGGUGAUGCCUCAGGUUUUAGCUUUUACAUUUUUCAGAUUCUGUACCGCUUUAGUGUGUAAUUCUGAGCUUCAUAUUAGGGAAUAGUAAGGUCUCUUCACAGAAUAGGUAGACAAAGGACCCUUGGUUCUGGGGACCAAGGGCAAAUGAUCCAAAUUUCAGGCCCAAGAGUAUAAACAACAGUGGAAGGAAGAGAGAAAACCAAGAAGGAUGGGACUUCAUAAUCUAAAGCUAUAAUUGGAUAAUUAACUCCAAUAUGCUAAUGGACCAGAACUUAUAAAAGUGAGAGACCACAUGACUGGUCAUCUAUUUUGUGACCAUUUUGGGUUCAUCUUGGGUGUACUUCCCAAGGUGUAGUCAUUGAGGCCUUCUAAUAAUACCUGCUUUAUUCUUUAACUCUGUCUAGUCUCUGUUCUAGGUCAGCCUUCACAAGGCAUAACAGAGACAUGGUUUAGUGGUGGACUUGGCAGUGCUGGGUUAACAGCUGGAUUAGAUGAUCUCAAGAGUUGUUUUCCAGUAUAAAUGAUUCCAUGAUUCACCAGUCUGAAAAAGAAUACUGCUGUUCCAGGGUGAGUCUGGUGCUAACAGCCAGGCUAUUACAGUUAGGCAUUAAUUUAUAUAAUUGCCAUCAAUUCCCCUCAGUUAGAGGUGUAAUAAUGUUAUAUAGGUCAUUGAUGAUCUUUCCCCAUGGUAUUGCCUUUGAACAAAACUUUUAGGAAAAGACAGGUAACUGCAUCUUUACAUCCCUGCUUUUCUCUUUGUUGUUACAGCAGCUCAGUUAUGCUGUAACUAUUCCCACACAUACACAUUCAUGGUGUGAGAGGGUGUAGGGGUAAGAAGCUCUUCACCCAUAGGACUCCCAAGAAAUCAACAUUAAUCUGUUUUUAGCCUAUUGUGAUAACUUGCUGUACAUCAGGUGAAAAGAAAAAAAAGUGGUGAUGCUUUGACCAAUAGUGUCACUUACUGUAGUUACCUGAUAAAUAUGCAUGAAUGUAGUAACAAACAGAGGUCUACAUCUACAUUGCUUCUCAAACAACUGGAAAAGUUGAAUACUGUUUUAAAAACUAUUUUGUUACAGUAUUAUUAAAAGUGGCAUAUUGUUGGCUCUCCUUUACUCUGGAAUUUUUGUACUUCUCUCUAGUAAGUACCUUCCUAAGGAUUUUAAAACUAAUUCUAGACUACCUGCCAGCAGAUACAUAAAGGAGAAGAAAAUUUUACUCCAUUUUUUAUUAUGGUUUGGGUAUUUUAGAAAUAAACAGCAUCUUUCAAGGAUGAAA